GCCAGAAUGCUCCAGAUCAACAUGGCGUCCUACAUGAAGAUCAUCAUCGCUGCCAGGCAGCUCCACAGAAACCCGGCUCUGUUUGAACGGUCCUACAGACUCCGACCUGUCCCCCGCCAGACCCAGACUUCAGGACCAAACCAGGUCCGGUCCACGCGACUUCUCAGCCCGUCCUCCACCUCCCAGAACUCGUCUUGUACCAGAGUCAAGGCAGCGACAGCCGGUGGGCUUUCCAGGCUCGACCGCUGGGUCCGGGUCGCACAUGUCCCCCUCCUUAAUACCUGUUCCUCCGGACCCUGCACCCUCCAGACUCGGUUCUACGGUAACCGGGCCAGCGGGUCCGGAUUUUCCGGGGAGGACGAGCCAGAAAACGCGGGUUCUGGUGGAGAAGAGUCCGGAGGGGGAGAUGAUGAAAUACCGUACAGUGGAGCUCAGAUGACGGCUCUGACCCCCAUGAUAGUUCCGGAGGUGUUUCCUAAUGUCCCGCUGAUAGCUGUUUCCAGAAACCCGGUCUUCCCCCGCUUCAUAAAGAUCAUAGAGGUGAAGAACAAAGCCUUGAUGGACCUGCUGAGGAGGAAAGUGCGUCUUGCUCUGCCGUACGCCGGAGUCUUUUUGAAGAAGGAUGACAAUAAUGAGUCGGAUGUGGUGGAAUCCCUCCAUGACGUUUAUUCUACGGGGACCUUCGUUCAGAUCCAUGAGAUGCAGGAUCUAGGAGACAAGCUGAGGAUGAUCGUCAUGGGCCACCGCAGGAUCCGGAUCACACGGCAGCUGGACAUUGAGGCCGAGGAUGUACCCACAUCGCCCGAGUUGUCUGAACCUGAGUCGGACCCCCAGCUCAAAUCUGCGCUGAGACGUAAGUCCAAACGCAGCCGUAAGGAGCGGUCGGCCUCUCUGACCCAGCAGCUUGAAGACGAGAUUUCAGGGGCAGACCUGAGUCCAGAGCUUCAGCCGCUCGCCUCGUCUGACGUCCUGAUGGUUGAAGUGGACAACGUGCAGCAUGAGCAGUUCACCGUCACGGAGGAAGUAAAGGCGCUGACGGCUGAGAUCGUGAAGACCAUCAGAGACAUCAUCGCUCUCAAUCCUCUCUACAGAGAGUCGGUCCUUCAGAUGAUGCAGGCUGGUCAGAGGGUGGUGGAUAAUCCCAUCUACCUGAGUGACAUGGGAGCAGCGCUGACGGGGGCGGAGUCUCAUGAACUACAGGAUGUCCUGGAAGAAACCAACAUCCCUAAACGUCUCUACAAGGCGCUGUCUCUUCUGAAGAAGGAGUUUGAACUGAGUAAACUGCAGCAGCGCCUCGGUCGUGAGGUCGAGGAGAAGAUCAAACAGACCCAUAGGAAGUACCUGCUCCAGGAGCAACUCAAAAUCAUCAAGAAGGAGCUGGGUCUAGAAAAAGAUGACAAAGAAGCUAUUGAAGAAAAAUUUCGAGAGCGACUGAAAGACAGGACUGUUCCUCAGCACAUAAUGGAAGUGAUCGAUGAAGAACUCAACAAACUGGGGUUGCUGGACAACCAUUCAUCAGAGUUUAAUGUGACCCGUAACUACCUGGACUGGCUGACCAGCAUGCCGUGGGGCACAAACAGUGAAGAGAACCUGUUACUGGACCGAGCCAAAGAAGUUCUGGAAGAAGAUCACUACGGAAUGGAUGAUGUGAAGAAACGUAUAUUGGAGUUCAUGGCGGUGAGCCAGCUCCGAGGCUCCACACAGGGCAAGAUCCUGUGUUUCUACGGUCCUCCUGGUGUCGGGAAGACGUCCAUCGCUCGCUCCAUAGCCCGGGCCCUGAACAGGCAGUACUUCAGGUUCAGUGUGGGAGGCAUGACCGACGUGGCUGAGAUCAAAGGACACAGGAGAACAUAUGUUGGUGCGAUGCCUGGGAAGAUCAUCCAGUGUUUGAAGAAAACAAAGACGGAGAACCCUCUGGUGUUAAUCGAUGAGGUGGAUAAGAUUGGCCGUGGUUACCAGGGCGAUCCGUCCUCUGCCCUGCUGGAGCUUCUCGACCCCGAACAGAACGCCAACUUCCUGGACCACUACCUGGACGUACCUGUGGAUCUGUCAAAGGUUCUGUUUAUAUGUACGGCCAAUAUUACUGACACCAUUCCAGAACCUCUCAGAGACCGGAUGGAGAUGAUCAAUGUGUCCGGAUACGUGGCUCAGGAAAAACUGGCCAUUGCCGAGCGUUACCUGGUGCCUCAGCUUCGCUCACUGUGUGGACUCGCUGACGAGAAGGCCUCGAUCUCAUCAGAGGCUCUCAGUCUGCUCAUCAAACAGUACUGCAGAGAGUCUGGAGUGAGGAAUCUCCAGAAACAAAUAGAAAAGGUGUUUCGUAAAGUGGCGUUCAACCUUGUGAGUGGAGAGCAGAGCUCAGUGGCCGUCACGCCCGACAACCUGCAGGAGUUCGUGGGUAAACCCAUCUUCACCGUGGACCGCAUGUAUGACAUCACCCCUCCAGGAGUGGUGAUGGGCCUAGCCUGGACGGCUCUGGGAGGAUCCACGUUGUUCAUCGAAACGUCGAUCCGCCGCCCCGCUGGAGGAGCGGACGCUAAAGCAGAAGGGUCGCUGGAGGUCACCGGACAACUUGGGGACGUUAUGAAGGAAAGUGCAAAAAUUGCUUCAACUUUUGCCAGAGCCUUCCUUCAAACGCAGGAUCCAGGAAAUAACUUCCUGAUCAACUCCCACCUCCACCUUCAUGUUCCCGAGGGAGCGACGCCCAAAGACGGGCCGAGCGCCGGCUGCACCAUCGUCACAGCUCUGCUGUCCCUGGCCACCAAGCGCUCGGUGCGUCACAACGUGGCCAUGACCGGGGAGCUGUCGCUGACGGGCAAAAUCCUGCCUGUGGGAGGAAUCAAAGAGAAAACUAUUGCUGCUCGUCGUGCCGGGGUCACCUGCAUCAUCCUUCCAGCUGAGAACAGGAAGGACUUCUCCGACCUGCCAGCCUACAUCACCGAGGGCCUUGAGGUCCACUUUGUGGACCACUACAACCAGAUCUACCCCAUCGCUUUCCCGCAGAACUAGCCUGAAUGGGUUUCCAACUAGAAGCGACCAGUCUAGAAGCCUUAUAGAAGCUGGUCGAGCUGGUCCGACGUGUAGCUGCUCGUUGAACUGACCGGACCCACAUGUGGACCCUGAAGGGUCACUGUGGCGUUUGGUACCACUUUAAAUAUUUCAUAAUGAUUCCAGAGCAGCUGACCCAUGACUCAGAUCCCUCCAUCAGCAGACGAGUGCCUCCAGCUCCUGCAGGAUUCUGAGUGGAGGAGGCCCACCAUUAGGUGGUGGGGUGGGGUCUAACAGCUGUGCCAAAGACGAGCGUUAAGGGCACAGGAAGUGAUGUCACUGAUGAUUUGAGCAAGAACCUUGGUGCCAGGCAGCCUCUGUCUCAAACAUCAGUAGCUGAACUCUUUCACUAUUUUAUAUUUAAACAAAUGUCACUAUUCUAUUAAAACAUAAUGUAUGAAAUAACUAA
Austrofundulus limnaeus is the source of this 3457-nucleotide messenger RNA. It is a transcript of the gene lonp1, whose product is annotated as lon peptidase 1, mitochondrial. Gene Ontology annotation, cellular component: mitochondrial matrix. Gene Ontology annotation, molecular function: ATP binding; ATP-dependent peptidase activity; ATP hydrolysis activity. NCBI's taxonomy places the organism in Eukaryota, Metazoa, Chordata, Actinopteri, Cyprinodontiformes, Rivulidae. The transcript is spliced from 21 exons. Gene Ontology annotation, biological process: mitochondrion organization; protein catabolic process; chaperone-mediated protein complex assembly. Bases 7 to 3009 code for a protein of 1000 amino acids. The record is from RefSeq and is a predicted model, not a curated record.